AGUUGCGGACAACGGGAGACGGUGCCACAGACCUGGAGGCCCCGGAUCGCGGGCUCGCACGCGGCGGAAGACCGUCGCCGAGCCCUGGAAUGUGAGGAGGAGGGCGGUAGCUGCUGCAGAAGUAGUGGCCAAGGCUUAAGAUGGCCAAGGAAAGGUGCCUUAAAAAGUCCUUUCAAGAUAGUCUUGAAGACAUAAAGAAGCGAAUGAAAGAGAAAAGGAAUAAAAACUUGGCAGAGAUUGGCAAACGCAAGUCUUUUAUAGCUGCACCGUGCCAAAUAAUCACCAAUACUUCUACACUGCUGAAAAAUUACCAAGACAACAACAGAAUGUUAGUUUUAGCUUUGGAAAAUGAAAAAUCCAAAGUGAGAGAAGCCCAAGAUAUCAUCCUACAGCUGAGAAAAGAAUGCUACUACCUUGCAUGUCAGCUAUAUGCACUGAAAGAAAAAUUUACUUCACAACAAACAGCUGCUCAGAACCAGGAAAUAUGUCCCUCUGGAAUGGACUCCAAUAGUGAUGACAACUCCAGGGAUUUAUGUGUGAAGAAUUUACUGCAAGUUCCUCUUGAAGACACUGACCUUCCAAGACAAAGAGAAUCAUUUCAAAUAAAAGAGCAAGUAUCCAUUAUUCCUCAAGACACACUGGGAUUUGAUUCUGAUUCAGGUGAAGCUGAGUCUACUGAUAAUGUCUUACCUAGAACUGUAUCUCUCCGUCGUGGCAGUUUAAAGAAACAUUGUAACAGUCCAUGUCAGUUUGAUACCUUGGAUGAUUUUGAAACCAGUCAUUUGGCAGAGCAGUUUUUUGAAUUGGAAAAAAUUAGAUUUGUAGACCCACUAGUAAACAUGCACAUACCUGAGAACAUAGAACAAAAUGUUUGUCAAUGGAACAAGGACCACAUUAACUUAUCACCAAUGCUGAUUCACCCAGGAAGGUUUACUAAAACAACAGAAGUCAUUUUAGAAUCUAAAUCUGAACAAACUAAAAAUAAGCAUAGAGCCGCACAACGAAGAAAAAGAGAAGAGAAAAGAAAAGCUAACAGAAGGAGAAAAUCAAAAUCUAUAUCAAAAUAUAAAGAGAACAAAAGUAAAAAUAAAAGAACUAUUAAUAUUUCCAAAAAAAAGUUGAAUGAAUCUGUCAGUUCCAGUGAUGCUUACAAUUUUAAUUUGGAAGAGGGUGUUCAUCUCACUCCUUUCCGAAAACAAAUGAGCAAUGAUUCUGAUAGAGAGGAAAACAAGUCUGAAGUAAGCAUCUUUGAAUCAAGUAGCUCGGGAGAUGAUUCUGAUGACCUCUAUUUGCCUAGUUGCAAGAAUAUUGAAAAUCUUGCCAGCGGUUCAGAUAAGAGACCGGUCACCAGGCCUCGAUCUAAAAGAGCACUAAAAUAUACAGAUGAAGAAGAGACGGAGGGUUCUAAGCCAACAAAAACUCCUACCAGUACACCACCUGAAACUCACCAGUCACCUCAUUUUAGCCUGAAGGAUAUCACCAAUGUUCCCUAUCCUGCAGUUAAAAUCAGGAGACUUUCUCUUUCUCCAAAAAAGAAUAAAGAAAGCCCAGCAGCAUCUCUGCCUAAGCGUAGGUGCACAGCCAGCGUGAACUAUAAGGAGCCCACACUUGCUUCGAAACUGAGAAGAGGAGACCCUUUCACAGAUUUAUGUUUCUUGAAUUCUCCUAUUUUUAAGCAAAAAAAGGAUUCCAAACGUCAUUCUAAAAAAAAUGUGAAACAAAUACGAUGAAGCUUUUGUUGGAUACUGUUUAAAUUCAUCCUAUACCCUUUUGUAUUGCUCAAAGAGAGAAUAUGUAAGACAGUACACAAGUGGGUCGAACUAUCGCCAUAGAAUAUUCUCUUGAUAGGACCCUAAAUCAUUUCUUCAAGACUUUACUUCAAAUGUGAUGUUUUAUCUUCAAGCUUUAAUAAAUUUAUUUUUUCUUUUGACUAUAAAUAA
Messenger RNA from Propithecus coquereli (Coquerel's sifaka), 1940 nucleotides. RefSeq names its product shugoshin-like 1 (S. pombe) (gene SGO1). Lineage: Eukaryota; Metazoa; Chordata; Mammalia; Primates; Indriidae. Gene Ontology annotation, biological process: meiotic chromosome segregation. The record is from RefSeq and is a predicted model, not a curated record. The transcript is spliced from 8 exons. Gene Ontology annotation, cellular component: chromosome, centromeric region; nucleus. The coding region runs from base 141 to 1730 and encodes 529 amino acids.